Ananas comosus (pineapple) is the source of this 1756-nucleotide messenger RNA. RefSeq lists its product as uncharacterized. Gene Ontology annotation, biological process: positive regulation of proteasomal ubiquitin-dependent protein catabolic process. Gene Ontology annotation, cellular component: Cul4-RING E3 ubiquitin ligase complex. NCBI's taxonomy places the organism in Eukaryota, Viridiplantae, Streptophyta, Magnoliopsida, Poales, Bromeliaceae. The transcript is spliced from 6 exons. The record is from RefSeq and is a predicted model, not a curated record. The coding region runs from base 58 to 618 and encodes 186 amino acids.
CACCAGUAGAAAAAAAACAAUAAAUAAAUAAUUUAUUUUCAAAAAGGAGUGUCGGUAAUGGAGAGCGAGGGCUCCGCCGCCACCGCCACCGCGCGCGCCGGCGCCGGCGCCGCGGCCCGAGUCAGAGCGGCGGCGCCGCCGCGCUCCGCCGCCUCCUCCACGGCGGUGGCGGAGGGCGCCGCCAAGUUCCUCGUAGGCCUCCCCUCCCGCGGCAACUUCUCCUCCACCAUCCCCUCCUCCAACCUCGGUGGGAUUCGAGUGUAUGUUUGCGAGCAUGAUACUGAUCCCCCAGAGGGACAAAUAGUUAAAACAGACACCACAAACAUACUGAUUAGAUCUCUUCAAAUCAGUAAACAGAAGAGUGAGGCAAAUGAUGCUAAAGCAGCAGAAAGAGGGAAAGGGAAGAGAUCUGGUGCAAGAAAUUCAGAUGGACGGAGUCCAGCUAAACGAGCCAAUACUGGUGCUGCUGUUGCUUCUUCGCGUCAAGGGGGGUUUUCAGAGCAGACACUUCAGUCUAUGACCGUGGAGCGGCUGCGCGCUCUUCUGAAGGAGAAAGGCCUCUCAACAAGAGGAAAAAAGGACGAACUGAUCACCCGCUUGAUGAACGAAGGAGCUUAAUCGGAGAAACCGAUAGAUGCCCGAGAAGUCACUGCAUCUGCUGAUACUUUUUGAAGCUGAUCUCAGUUUCAUAUGUUCAAAGCUUAACUCCAUGAAUUUUAGAACUUCUGUUGUCCUCGGCAUCCUUCUUGGGGCAACCUAAGUUAUAUAGUGACCUUGGUGGUAUUAGAUAUUGGUGGUUAAUGAGGGCUCUAGUUGUCUCUUUUGGGUGUUUUUAUGAGAUUAAUUCAUGAACGAAGUAGCAUACAAUAACCAAUGGAGCCUUAAUCUGAUCAUAUUGCUUGGGCGCAUUCUCGACUGCUUCAUGGAAUAGCUUCUACAUUGAGAGGCUUGGUAAACAAAUAAUCUAGAGCUUUUGCUACAGUGGUAAACUGAAAUGUACUCGUUGCGCCUUUCUAUUGCAUUGGAAAUUUGCUCUUAUAAGAAACUUGGUAAACAGAUGAUAGAGCUUUUGCUGUGGUGGAAAGCCGAAAUGUGCUCAUUGCAUCUUCAUAUGCAGUGGAAAUAUGCUUCUAUAAGGAGGAGAAGCUUGGUUAACAAAUAAUCUAGAGCUUUUGCUACGAAGGAAAGUUGAAAUGUGCUCAUUGCGCCUUUCUAUUGCAGUGGAAAUCUAAUUGAUGGAUUUUGACAGUUUAAGUUUGUAAAUGCUUGUCUUGCAGAACUCUGUUCAGUGAGAAAAAGCGCUUCUGCAGAAGCUCUAGCUGGGCAGUGGAGAUCUCUCUUUCUCCUUAUUUGCAAGCAUUUUGUGUUUUGUGGCCGCAGGUGACUUGUGGGCGAGUCGGUGAGUCUCGGGACACUUCGUGAGUACCGGUGCGAUUUUCGGGACUUCCGACGAGUUAGGGUAAUCGGUUUUAGGAAAUCGAUCUCCGUGGGUUUAUUUUUGGGGUUGUGGAUUUAGUGUUCCUUGCUUGUGGAUUAGAUACUAACCUGGUGGACCCUCCCCGUAGGUCUGGUUGUAGGUCUGGUUGAAGAUUGUCCACUGAGCAAAUGUCUGUUAAAAUUUGCAAGCAUGAUUAGGAAUGAUAAACUCUUUAUGAGAUGCAGAUUUCUCCAAUCUGAUAAGGAUAAGACAUUCUACUAAUGCUGUUAAUCUAAGCCACAUCCUGUGCACAAUGACAGCCCUGUUUACAUGUGUGAA